Messenger RNA from Manihot esculenta (cassava), 691 nucleotides. Its product is annotated as protein transport protein Sec61 subunit gamma. Gene Ontology annotation, biological process: post-translational protein targeting to membrane, translocation; protein targeting. The record is from RefSeq and is a predicted model, not a curated record. The coding region runs from base 141 to 350 and encodes 69 amino acids. Gene Ontology annotation, cellular component: Ssh1 translocon complex; membrane. The transcript has 3 exons. Gene Ontology annotation, molecular function: transmembrane protein transporter activity. NCBI's taxonomy places the organism in Eukaryota, Viridiplantae, Streptophyta, Magnoliopsida, Malpighiales, Euphorbiaceae.
CGGAGAGAACAAGCAAGGGCAUUCAGGUCAAACCGCUUUAAAAUAUCAACCCCGUUCUCCCGUCUUUUAAGACCUGAAUCCCAUAAGCUACGUCUCGAGAAGUCAGAUUCAAACCCGCUUUGACGAACAAAGGAAUCAAUAUGGACGCCAUCGACUCCGUCUUCGAUCCACUCAGAGAGUUCGCCAAGGAUAGCGUACGCCUUGUCAAACGCUGUCACAAACCCGAUCGCAAAGAAUUCACCAAGGUUGCCUUCCGCACGGCCAUCGGAUUCGUGGUGAUGGGAUUCGUUGGUUUCUUUGUGAAAUUGAUCUUCAUUCCAAUCAAUAAUAUCAUUGUUGGAUCUAGUUAGAUCAGAGAAUAUUGAUCGGUAGCAUGGACAGGCUGGUUGAUUAGUUUGAUUACAAUGUCCUGACUCCAGAGAACACAUACAAAUUAGGGGAAAAGGAUACUGUUAGUGUUCAUGUAGCUUUUUCAUUUUUUGUUUGUCUGAGACUAAGAUAAAGGAUAUUGUCUGCAAUUUUUAGUCAGUUCCCUAGUUUCUUUUCUUUGCUUUCCUAGUUGGAUUUAUCCCACAAAUACGAUAAUCUGUUUACUCAAAUUCUAUUGUUAGGAAAUUCAGUAUUUGAGAUAGUGCAAAGGUAAUAGGCUGUAUUUGUUUUUUCGGUUAAGUUAAUGGUUUUAUGGUUUUGA